Hypomesus transpacificus is the source of this 1852-nucleotide messenger RNA. It is a transcript of the gene pink1, whose product is annotated as PTEN induced kinase 1. The transcript is spliced from 8 exons. Gene Ontology annotation, cellular component: mitochondrion. Gene Ontology annotation, biological process: protein phosphorylation; positive regulation of mitochondrial fission; autophagy of mitochondrion. Lineage: Eukaryota; Metazoa; Chordata; Actinopteri; Osmeriformes; Osmeridae. The coding region runs from base 121 to 1842 and encodes 573 amino acids. Gene Ontology annotation, molecular function: ATP binding; protein serine/threonine kinase activity. The record is from RefSeq and is a predicted model, not a curated record.
AUCACGUGAUGUCCAGAUCUGUUUUGUUUACAUAAUCGGUUUGUCCUUGCAUGAUUGCAGUCUAAAAUAGCUGUGUAGGGGAACUUAAACAGCACCUUAUUUGCCAUUUAUUGGUAAAAGAUGUCUGUGAAACAUGCCAUCAGCCGGGGGUUUGAGUUAGGGCGAUCGGCUUUGCAAUUUGGUCUCCUAAAACCUGCUGGCCGACUUGCCGCAAAGUUCCGAGGUGAACGUCUUCGGGUAGGCCAACCGGUCCGUACCGUUCAGCCUCAGACUUUCCUGCCAGCGCGGUACAGAUAUUACCGUAUGUCGCUGAGAGGUCUCGCCGCUCAGCUCGCAUCUGGUGGUUUUAGGAGGUAUGGGUUCGGCUCACCACGAAACAGGGCUGUAUUUCUUGCUUUUGGUUUUGGUGUGGGACUGAUCGAGCAACAGUUCGAGGAUGACAGGAACAGUGCUGCAACAUGUCAGGAAAUUCAGGCUAUGUUCAGGAAGAAGAAAUUCCAGAGCCCUCUCAAGCCUUUUACCUCAGGAUACAAACUGGAAGACUAUGUUAUUGGGAAGCAAAUUGGCAAAGGUUCCAAUGCAGCCGUGUAUGAAGCUGCGGCUCCCUUCGCCGUUCCAAAGGAGAGUGGCAAGUAUUCCAUUGUAGAGCUUAAUUCUGGGAGAGAUGAAGAAGUAAAAGCCAACUCUCUGGGCAAGUCCUCAAUGGGAAUCUAUCCUCUGGCUGUCAAGAUGAUGUGGAACUUUGGGGCAGGUUCCUCCAGUGAGUCUAUUCUGAGAUCCAUGUCUCAGGAGCUGGUUCCUGCUGGCCCGCUUGCCUUAAACAAGGACAAAGACCAGAUUGCUCUGGAAGGCCACUUUGUGGACGUUCCCAAGAGGGUGUCUGCUCACCCCAAUGUCAUCCGAGUGUACCGGGCAUUCACAGCGGACGUGCCGCUGUUGCCUGGUGCCCAGGAGGAAUAUCCUGAUGUGCUGCCAGCCAGACUCAACCCCAACGGCCUGGGCAACAACCGCACCCUGUUCCUGGUGAUGAAAAACUACCCCUGCACCCUGCGUCAGUACCUGGCUGUGUCUAGCCCCAGCAGGAGGGAGGGCUCUCUGAUGCUGCUGCAGCUGCUUGAGGGGGUGGACCACCUGUGUAGGCAGGGCAUCGCUCACAGAGACCUCAAGUCAGACAACGUACUUCUGGAGUUUGACUCAGAUGAAUGCCCUCGUUUAGUGAUCACUGAUUUUGGCUGCUGCUUGGCCCAGGAUGACUCCAGUCUGCAGCUGCCCUUCAACAGUGUGUGGGUCAACAGAGGAGGCAACGCCUGUCUGAUGGCGCCUGAGGUGGCCACUGCUGUCCCAGGGCAGGGUGUGGUUAUCGACUACAGCAAGGCAGAUGCCUGGGCUGUGGGGGCCAUCUCCUAUGAGAUAUUUGGCCAGCCCAACCCUUUCUACAGGGUGGGGGGAUUGGAGAGCAGGAGUUUCCAGGAGAACCAGCUUCCUCCUCUGUCUGCCAGUGUGCCAGCAGACAUACAGCUGGUGGUGAGACUGCUUCUACGGAGGAACCCCAACAAGCGCCUCAGUGCUCGCGUGGCUGCUAACAUGUUGCACCUCAGUCUCUGGGGACGGAAGGCCUUAGCCAAUCAGGAUAGCGCUGGCAUGAAGAGGCUAGCUGAUUGGCUGCUGUGCCAGUCGGCUGUGGUGCUCCUCAGGGGCUGCAGCGGCCCCAGUGGGAGCUCGGUGGAGGCGGAGCUACAAAGGUGUUUCCUGUCGAACCUGGAUCUGGAGGACCUGCGAAUGGCUGUGGGCUUCCUGGUGUAUGGACGAGAGCAGCACCGAGACUGCAUCCUGGCUCGCUAGAAUCCUCCCA